AUGCCACGGGGAUUCUUAGUGAAAAGGAGUAAACGAGGCUCACCUGCAUCAUACAAGGUGCGCGUUGAGGAAAAAGAGUUGUCUCCCCAAACUACAAAUGGACCCACAAGUGUCCUGGUUGAAUGUCCAGACUUAGUGGAAUCAGAACCUGUUGGAGAAACAUGGACAAGUGGUUUAACCUCUAAAAAUGACCAGCCACGUUUACUGGAGGACAUUGGAGGAGUGGUUGGAGAAAACUGCGAUUACGCACAAAGCUACUUCAGCCAGCCGGAGCAGAGCGCGUCACCUCCCGAUUCCUACAGCCCGAUCAAACCGUUCAGCGCCGAGCUCAAGCAGUCGUUUUUGGACCGUUGUCUGAGCUCACCCGCCACGGCAGAGUCCUUUCCACAGGCCACCCCGGUGUCCUCAAUCGAGCGUCUCCUUAUGAACCACGCAGACAUGAAGUUUGGCACGCCAGUGUCCACUUCGUUACCCACUUAUCCAUCAUUUCACCAGAGCGUAAAGCGCGCGUUCAUGGAGUCCGAGCGCAAGAGCAAACCGCCCGCCAAAAAGCCCAAAGUCAUCCGAAAACUCAACUUUGAAGACGAAGUCACCACCUCACCAGUCUUGGGGCUUAAAAUCAAGAAGGAAAGCCCCGAAACCAAGCUGGCACCAUCAAGCCGAAAGAAGCCGCUGGGUGAGUUCAUAUGCCAGCUUUGUAAGGAAGAAUACCCUGAUCCGUUUUCCUUGGCACAGCACAAGUGCUCCAGGAUUGUGCGCGUUGAGUACCGCUGCCCGGAGUGCGAUAAAGUUUUCAGCUGCCCUGCCAACCUCGCUUCGCAUCGAAGGUGGCACAAACCUCGCAGUUUAAGCACUGGAGAUGCCCAAAACGGGAAGAAAUCACAACUAGAAGUGCGUAACCACGAAAAAACGUCAGUGGAAGGGAAGGAGAACGCCAGUAAGAUCAGAGUAAACAAUCAGCACCAGCUCAGUCCGGACAGCUCCCAACACCAUCGAUCAGCACAGGACAGCAACAUGCUGCACAGAGCAUCUCAAGACCCUCCUACUCUGGAGCAAAGGUAUCCAUCCACCGAGAAGUGCUUCGAUCUGCAUAUCAGCUCCAGCGAAAGCUCCAGAUUGUUCGAUCACUGCCCCGAAGAGCCUGAAAGGUCCACCACCCCCUAUCUACCCUCAUCGGGAGCUGAAGAAGUGUACGAAUGCCACUUCUGCAGCAAGAAGUUCAGAAGGCAAGCCUACCUGAGAAAACACCUGGCAGCACAUGAGACAAUCAAAGUAUCCUCCUAUAAUCAUCAUCACAUAGAGACCGGACAGAUCACUUUUCCAUGCCACCUGUGUGGCGCGCACUUCCCUUCGGCUGAUAUAAGGGACAAACACAGACUUUGGCAUGCAGUCAGAGAUGAUUUGUUACUCAGACCAGAUCUGAGUCCAGGAGAACAGCAGAUCUUCUCAUGCAAACACUGUCCGUCCACGUUCUUCAGUUCUCCAGGUUUGACCAGACACAUUAACAAGAGCCAUCCGACAGAGAGUAGACAGGUGAUGCUCCUACAGAUGGCUGUCAGACCUGGAUGCUAA
Messenger RNA from Xyrauchen texanus (razorback sucker), 1572 nucleotides. Its product is annotated as insulinoma-associated protein 2. Gene Ontology annotation, molecular function: DNA-binding transcription repressor activity, RNA polymerase II-specific; RNA polymerase II cis-regulatory region sequence-specific DNA binding. The record is from RefSeq and is a predicted model, not a curated record. The coding region runs from base 1 to 1572 and encodes 523 amino acids. Gene Ontology annotation, biological process: regulation of cell cycle process; negative regulation of transcription by RNA polymerase II; neuron differentiation. Gene Ontology annotation, cellular component: transcription repressor complex; nucleus. The transcript has a single exon. NCBI's taxonomy places the organism in Eukaryota, Metazoa, Chordata, Actinopteri, Cypriniformes, Catostomidae.